Messenger RNA from Vitrella brassicaformis, 2930 nucleotides. Lineage: Eukaryota; Vitrellaceae. The record is from the annotation of a GenBank genome assembly.
CAACCGCUGACGCUCCUCGUUUCUCAGAAGCGGGAUCUGAAGUGCAAUCAUGCCGAUUUCAGAAGAGCGGCUGUUGGUGAAGCCAGCAGAGCAGGACUCAACAGCCGUCAAGAACGCGGCCGUCGCGCGCAAGCUGGUCGUCGCAUCACUCAUAUGCGUCAGCCAAAGACACAGCACUGACAGCAAAGACAGCUAGACGAUCUGCGCCCAUUAUCAUUUGGCAAUGUGUGUGUGCCUGUGUUGGCGCAGCUGCUGUUCAUGAUUGUGGAGGUCGUGGGCGGCUUCCUGGCCCGCUCGCUGGCCCUCAUGACCGACGCUACGCACCUGCUGUCAGAUCUGGCAUCAAACCUUAUCGGGUCCACCACACAUAAGCAGAAACACGCAUCUCUCUAGUUUUGCACCCGUCUGUGUUUGUGUUGGUUUGUUUGUUUCUCUGUGCAGGUUGUUUGCCAUAUGGUUGGCGAGCAAGCAGGGGACGACCAGCCUGUCGUUCGGCUAUCACCGAGCUGAGAUCCUGGGUGCCCUCGUCAGCGUGUUCAUCAUUUGGGGCGUUACAGGUCGGUAGGGGGACGCACAGACAGGGAUCGAUGCACUCAUGUUGGUCGGAAUGGUGGAUAGAUGGAUGAAUGGAUGGAUGCACUUAUUGCCGCCUGCAUCGUUGUCAGCGUGGCUGCUGUGGGAGGCUGUGGAUCGAGCCAUCAACCCAACGGCGGUCGACGGCAAGAUCAUGUCAAUCACGGUAGGUAUUGCGGACCGAUCCCAUCACGUUGUGUGCCCUAUCAUGAUGUUGGUUUGUGGUUUGGUCAGGCGCUCAUCGGCCUGGUGGUCAAUCUCAUUCUCACACAAGUGCUGCAGACACACAGGUGCGCAUUUGCUGGCCUGCAGACAACAUUCUAAAGAUGGACACCCACCCCUCUCUGUCUGCUUGUGUCUGCUCAGUCACGGUAUCGGACACCAGUGCCACGGCCACUCCCAUGACCACGGCCACACACACACCCACACACACACCCACACACACACCGACCACCUCAAGCACCACGAGGAUGGCACCCACGCCCAUCACCCACCACACACAGCAGCAGGCCACCCCGACCGGAGCGGCAAGGUCGGCAUCACCCCCACCUUCCCCGUGCACCCUCAUGCCGGCGACAGCCUCCACAGCAGCAGCCAGCAGGUCAACGGCCACCCCUCGUCGGGCGUCAACGACAGCUCACACAACAGCAGCAGCGGCGGGGGCCAGAGCAGCGGACAGAGUGGGCAGAGUGUUCUGGGCGGGAGAGGUGGGCGUGUGCCGCCAUCAGCACGGUCGGCGCCCUCGCCGUCUCGGCCGGGGAUGCCCCUCUCUGCUGAUGAUACAUCGCACUGGUGAGCGAGAAUAUAUGGCACGAGAGGGGGGCGAAGUGCACGGCACCACUGUUGGUGGUGGGCGGUGCGGUGAGAUGUGUGUGGAUGUGAUGUGUUUGUGCGCAGGCGGUCGACAGUGAGUGAGGAGGUGUGGGACGGCGGGGGGACCUCGCCACACAUGCCAUCACCCAACUCGGGCCCAUCGGCCAUCCCUGAGGUCUGAAUGAACCACACCACACACACACACACACACACACAUACGGGGACUCAUAUGCUCUCUCUGUGUCUGUGUGGUGCACACUUGUUUGCAGUCCAACAUGUCUCAGCGGUCGUCGCCGAUUCUGGAGAACGGUCAGGGCGUCGGCAAGAGGGCAGGCGGACAUGUCUGUGGCGGCCACGGGCAGCACGAUGGCCACCACCACAGCAGGGGUCGCGGUGGCGGUGGGAAACAGAAAGACCAGCAGCACAGGAGCAUGAACCUUCAAGUAAGCGACCGACAGGAGAACAGCAGGCAAUCCAUAGCCAGCUGGUGAGGGGGCUGGUCAGUUAAUGUCUGUCUGUGUGUGUGUUGGUAAAUGAAUGGUCAGGCUGCGUACAUCCAUGCCUUGGGCGACCUCCUGCAGAGCUUGGGAGUGCUUAUCGCCGCAUUGUGCAUAUGGUAGGUCACCCACCGCACUGCACUGCACUGCACUGCACCUUACCUACACACACAAACAGAUGGAUGCGCGAGGCGUCAAUCCAUCAGGUACAACCCCGGCUGGCACUUGGCCGAUCCCCUGUGCACUUUCAUUUUCUCGAUAUUCGUCAUGUGGACCACAUUCGGGAUCAUCAAGGAGGCCACCAACGUGCUCAUGGAGGGCACGCCAGAAGGGAUCGACCUCGAGGACCUCCAAAGCGACCUCAGCGCCAUACCGGGAGUCGUGUAAGCCACAUCACAUUCAACCGUCCAUACUCUCUCUGUGUGUGUGUGGGUGGGUGGGUGGGUGUGUCAGUGAGGUGCAUGAUCUGCACGUGUGGUCUCUCUCGAUCGGCCACCCAGCCCUCGCCGUGCACAUCGUCACUGGUGAGAUGAGAGAGACGCACACCUGCCCUGCAGUCAGUGCCACAUACAUCAGUUAGUUCUAUGUGUUCGUGUCUUCCGAAUGGUUUGAACAGCCGAGGAGCCGCUGGCCCGUGAGAUUCUGACGACGGCCACGGAGAUCUGCCAAUCGAGCUACAACAUCCUGCACACAACCAUACAGGCAGGCACAGCCCCUGUCAGGCAGGCACCUCAUAACGAAAUGGCACGCCCACGCCCGCGCCCUUCUGUCUCCCUGUAUUUCCUUUCGUCAGGUGGACUUUUCGAUGGGCAAAUCAGAGUGCGGGACGUCAGCGCACCGCAAGUGCCACGACCUCCUCAACGGCUCAGCGGCGACAGCGACCCCGCCCGUCGACCCCCCACUGCCCCGGUCACACAGCGACUCGAGAGCCACUGUCCCCCACUGCUGCUCACACAACCACAAACAUGGCGCCGACCACAAGGUCUAAAGCACUGGGGGGUGCGUUGAGGUGCUGCGGACAGCUGCAUGUGUGUGUGUGUGCGUGAG